Messenger RNA from Coniosporium apollinis CBS 100218, 717 nucleotides. RefSeq lists its product as uncharacterized. The record is from RefSeq and is a predicted model, not a curated record. The transcript has 3 exons. Gene Ontology annotation, cellular component: mitochondrion. The coding region runs from base 1 to 717 and encodes 238 amino acids. Gene Ontology annotation, biological process: tetrahydrofolate interconversion; folic acid-containing compound biosynthetic process. Lineage: Eukaryota; Fungi; Ascomycota; Dothideomycetes. Gene Ontology annotation, molecular function: 5-formyltetrahydrofolate cyclo-ligase activity.
AUGGCAGCUCUCAAGGCUGCAAAGCAGGAUCUGAGGAAGCAUAUCAAGAGCAUCCUUUCUGAAAUCUCAGAGGAUGCAGUUGCGAGACAAUCGUCGAGUGCGGUCAAAAGGUUAAUCUCGAUGCCAGAGUACCAGGCAGCGAAACGUAUCAGCAUCUACCUGUCCAUGCCGUCUGGGGAGAUAUCAACCGUGGGGAUUGUUCACGAUGCAUUGAAAUCUGGCAAAAAGGUCUUCGUGCCAUACACGCACAAGUUGCAGAAUGCGCAGGCAGAGCAACCCAGCUCAAUCAUGGACAUGCUGCAGCUGCACUCGCUAGCAGACUACGACUCGCUCAAGCCUGACAAGUGGGGCAUUCCAUCUCUUAAUGCGGACUCUGUAUCCAGCAGAGAGAACUGCUUCGGUGAUAAUGGUGUUUCAGAUGGACGGACUGUCAUCCGAGAAGGCGGAGGAACAGGACUGGAUUUGAUCGUCAUGCCAGGAAUGGCAUUCGACACAAAAUUCGGCAGGUUGGGACAUGGCAAGGGAUUUUAUGACUUCUUCAUGGAGAGGUGUCUGCGGCAUUCCCGUAAAAACACGAGUUCGAACAUGCCUUUUCUGGUGGGUCUUGCAUUGUCUGAGCAAGUACUACCUGAUGACCAACUCGUGCCGGUGGAUUCUACGGAUUGGCGCCUAGACGCCUUGGUUACCGGUGGUGGAAAUCUAUCGCGGCGUGACUGA